Messenger RNA from Eucalyptus grandis, 564 nucleotides. RefSeq names its product pimeloyl-[acyl-carrier protein] methyl ester esterase-like. Lineage: Eukaryota; Viridiplantae; Streptophyta; Magnoliopsida; Myrtales; Myrtaceae. The coding region runs from base 1 to 564 and encodes 187 amino acids. The record is from RefSeq and is a predicted model, not a curated record. The transcript has a single exon.
AUGAAGCUCACCAGCAUGAGACCUCGAAAAAUUGAGGUCGAACCCGGUACCAUCAUGAACUUCUGGGCUCCAACCCGAAUUCCAAACAAAAACAAGAACGCGGUCGUCUUCCUUCACGACUUUGUCGGUGACGGCAUGAUCACAUGGCAGUUCCAGGUGCUUGCGCUUUUGAGGAAGUACGCCAUCUACGUGCCGGACCUCCUCUUCUUUGGUGGCUCUGCCACUGGCGACAGCCGCCAGACGGUGGACUUCCAUGCAGAAUGUGUGGCGAAGGGGCUGGUGGCGCUUGGGUUGCAGCGGUGCACUAUGGUAGGGUUCAGCUACGGCGGGAUGGUGGCGUUCAAGUUGGCCAAGUUGCGGCCCGAGUUGGUGGAGUCGGUGGUGGCCACGUGCUCCAUACCAGCACUGACUGAGUCGAUAAGCAAGGAGUGCUUGCAGAGACUGGGGUUUCCGAGAUGGUCAGAGCUUUUGUUGCCUAAUUCUGUAGAUGGGGUGAAGAAAUUGUUUGAAAUGAAGAAAUUGUUUUCUCUCGAAAUGAAGAGUUCCCUUCUACCGUUAUGGUAG